AUGUCGAGUUCAAGACGAAUAGCAAGUCCGUCACCAAGCUUACGGCCAAUCUCAGCUAGGCGUGUUCACAACUCCGAGAGGCAGCAACUAAUCCAUACUGAUACCAGCAAGUACACCGACGAUUCAUCAAGUUCAGACACAAACUCAAUCAACUAUAAACAGUAUGCGCCUGCAUCCACAGUUAAUUUAGAACAUUUAGAAUGGAGCGACAUCCUCCCUUACUAUUUACCCUUCUUGUCGUGGAUCGGACAUUAUAGCUUUCGCUACUUCGUGGGAGACUUGAUUGGAGGCUUGACGUUGGUCUUCUUCCAGCUCCCUUUGUCGUUAUCGUAUGCAACCACGUUGGCACAUGUACCAGUGAUCUCGGGUUUAUACUCAUUGGGCAUUGCACCGUUCAUCUACUUGGUGUUUGGCAGUGUACCCCAAAUGGUGGUUGGGCCCGAGGCGCCCAUUUCGCUAGUUGUCGGACAAGCGGUUGAACCUCUACUUCAUCAUAUGAAAAAGAAGCAUUUGGACCCAUUGGAUUACGUAUCGGUGAUAACCUUCCUCAGUGGGGCUAGUUUAUUGGGGUUUGGAAUUGGAAGGUUGGGGUUCUUAGACAACGUUUUGAGUGGAUCGCUUUUGAAAGGUUUCAUUGCGGGAGUAGGGGUGGUUAUGAAUAUAAAUUCGCUUAUAAUUGUCCUAGGAUUGGAAAAGUUGAUGAAGGAUAUUUCUGAUGACCCGUCCCAGAUGGAUAUCCAUUCGCCGUUUGACAAGGUGGUGUUUUUGAUUAAAAAUGCAGGACAUUUUGAUCCAUUGAGUGCAAAGAUUAGCGCUAUUGGGUUUUCGAUAAUCAUACUCUGCAGAAUCAUCAAAAAGAGGAGCAAGAAUUCCUUGGUGGCUCUUUUCCCAGAGAUAAUGAUUGUCGUCGGUGGUGCAACUAUAUUUUGUCAGUACUUUAGAUGGGACCUUGAUGGUGUGGAUAUCAUUGGCAAGGUGAAAACUAAGGAGUCGUUGACAUUUUACAAUCCCCUAAGUCUGUGGAAGCUCAUAAAGCAGUUAGGCACCUCUGGGUUUCUUUGUGCCAUGUUGGGCUUUUUUGAAUCUACUACUGCGUCGAAAUCAUUGGGCACGAGAUUCGAUUUGCCCAUAUCUACAAACAGAGAGUUGGUUGCUUUGGGAAGUUUAAACUUGAUUGGCUCGUUGUUUGGUGCAUUACCCGCGUUUGGUGGCUAUGGCAGAAGCAAGAUUAACGCCAUAUCAGCCAAAACUACAAUGUCUGGAGCCAUAAUGGGCCUAUUGACCAUCCUCACGAUUCAGUUUCUCCUUGGGUACUUGUACUUUGUUCCUAAAUGUAUGUUGAGUGUUGUCACAAGCGUGAUUGGUAUCCUGUUGAUCGAGGAGGCUCCAUACGAGCUAGCAUUUUAUUGGAGAACUGGAGGGAAGGACGAAUUAAUCACCUUUGCAAUCACAGUACUCACUACGUUAUUAUUCUCCAUCGAGGGUGGAAUUGCUGUUGGACUUGUGUACUCCUUAAUCCGAGUCAUCAAGAAUUCCACUGCAUCGCGCAUACAAAUUUUGGGGAGAAUUCCCAAUUCGAACACAUUUGUUGAUGCUGAUAUCCCAGUGGAGGAAGUUGACGACAGCAUAUCGCGAUUGAACAUUUUCAACGACAUGAGACAGACGCUGCUAAACAUUGCAGCGAUUGAAGAAGUGGAAGGCUGUUUGAUUAUCAAGAUUCCAGAGCCGUUAAACUUCACCAAUAGUAGUGAUUUGGUGGCAAGGUUGAAAAGGGUGGAAAUGUAUGGCUCUACGCGGGCGCACCCAGCGCUGAAGAGAAGUCGUGAUCAGGAAAUGACCAGAUACGUGAUUUUCGAUGUCGACAGCAUGAACUCUAUCGACUCUUCAGCGGCGCAGACCAUGAAGAACUUGAUAACAAACUAUCAAAGACGAGGAAUCAGGUCUUUGUUUGUUCGUGUAUCUAGCAACGUCAAGCCUAUUUUAAGGCAAGCUGGUAUUCGCGAUCUUCUCAACCACGACGUACAAGAGUUGCGUUACAAUGAAAUACAAGAGUUUGCAAGCCACAGUGACAAUGAACCUGUACGGAGUUGUCGCGGUAUCCUAGGAAAUGGACCAUAUUUCGAACACAUUCUGGAUGCUUUGCGGUUGAUAGAUUGCUUUGAGAUGGUAUACGGUGAAGUGUAG
Messenger RNA from Lodderomyces margitis, 2184 nucleotides. RefSeq lists its product as uncharacterized. Gene Ontology annotation, molecular function: sulfate transmembrane transporter activity. Gene Ontology annotation, cellular component: membrane. The transcript has a single exon. Bases 1 to 2184 code for a protein of 727 amino acids. Gene Ontology annotation, biological process: transmembrane transport. The record is from RefSeq and is a predicted model, not a curated record. Lineage: Eukaryota; Fungi; Ascomycota; Pichiomycetes; Serinales; Debaryomycetaceae.